CGGAUGGUUGGUCAAAGAGCGCUUAUAAUAUUCACUCUUUUACACGCCGCAUGCUUUACUUUUAUUGUGUUAUUGUCGAGUUGAGUGAUAAAAGGGUUAACCUGUCACCUCGGGAGAGAGACUGGCGUGUCGAUCAAAAGAGAAAAAAAGGCACAAGCGUCUCAAUAUAUCAGUUGUGUAAAUUGCAUAGGUCAAGGCCGGCCAGGCAAAUCACCGAAGCUCAGAAAGUUUACAAAUACGCAAUGGCAAGUCGUCGACAGUUUGGGUUAUUUGAUAGUCAAGAAGUGUUCUUUCAUAUUAGUAGUGAAGAAUUCAUAUUGGACAGUGAUUCUGAGAAUGACAAUUUGGAUGCAACUGAUGUUUCUGAGGAAGAAGAUAUAUUUGGCCCGGCAACUGACGAUGAAGAGGACUCAGAAUGUACACCUAGCACUUCAGCCAGUACCUCAUCGCCACCGAUUCGAAGGCGUAGAAUUCUCACAACACGAAGAAGCAGGAAAAGUUAUCGCCUAUCAACUACUAGAUCUCGGAAAACUUACAAUUGGGAAAAGUCAUUCGCCGGAAGUUCUCCAUCGGCUUUCGGCGGUAAGCGGUCUGUGUCCAGUCGUCACUUAAAUAGCAGUUCGAGUGCACUUGACUGUUUUCUACAAUUUUUUAAUACGACUGUGAUUGAGUUCAUUGUUCAAAUGACCAAUCUCAAUGCUACUACAAAACUACAUGAGGAGUCCAUCAAAAACAACACCAAGGAGAAAGCUUGGAAGCACGUUGACGCGGAGGAGAUGUAUGCUUUCAUAGGAUUGGUCAUCCUUAUGGGAAUCAUACGUCUUCCAACAGUCGAUAUAUAUUGGCAGAAGAAAAAUUGGAUCCUAGAUGUACCGAGUUUUAAUGAAGUUAUGUCAAGAAAACGAUUUCGAGACAUUUGGCGUUAUUUACAUUUUUGCGACGAAACGUUGGCACCAAGUGCGGAAGACGCCAACAAAGACAAGUUGCAUAAAAUUCGAGGACUGCUAUCGCUCAUAUUGCCUUUAUUCCAAAACUCCUAUACCCCAGGUAAAGAAAUUUCUAUCACUGAAACCCUGAUUCCCUUCAAGGGUCAAAUCUGUUUUCGACAAGUUACAGAAUCUAAGCGAGCGCGUUUUGGAAUCAAGGUUUGGGCAUUAACCGAAUCCUCGACUGGAUAUGUAUCGAGAUUGCAAUUUUAUUCUGGUAAGAUCCAACCUCAAAUUCAGAACUAA
Styela clava is the source of this 1232-nucleotide messenger RNA. Lineage: Eukaryota; Metazoa; Chordata; Ascidiacea; Stolidobranchia; Styelidae. The record is from RefSeq and is a predicted model, not a curated record.